Messenger RNA from Psylliodes chrysocephalus, 2836 nucleotides. Lineage: Eukaryota; Metazoa; Arthropoda; Insecta; Coleoptera; Chrysomelidae. The record is from the annotation of a GenBank genome assembly.
CGAGAGGAAGUAUUUUGGCAGGAAAUCACUUAACAGGGGUUAAAAUAUAAUGCAACUUAUUUAAAAAUAAAAGCAAUAUUGUACACAGUUUGUGAAAAACUAAUUAAAAAACUUUAAUUCGUAGAAACUUAAAAGUGUUGUUAAGAAAUAUGUCAUAGUGUAACGAUAAUUAACAAAAAUAAUGACAAUGUUAAUGAUGGAACGAAUCGUGACCAACACUAAUCAUAAUUGCCAAGAAGAAAAGGAAAAAUUGCACCCAUCAGAACCGCAAAUAUUUCGUAGGAAAGCCAAAAGGAAACUCGACGAUACGAGGGACGCAGAAAUGUGCGAACAUUCAGAAGAAGAAGAUCUAAACGUCGAUGUAGAAAACGAUGACGCUCUAUGUCCCGUCGAUCUAACUCGACGACAAGAAACUUUCGGUUCUUUCGAAACUUUCCACAAGACUGACUCGAAUAGUGACUUUUCAAGUUGCAAAGACGAUAGAAAGAGUCCCAAAAGUGUUUGUAGUGAUCGAAGUAGGUCUAGAAGUCCUAGGGACCAAAGUCCGUCGGUAGUGCCUAUACAGAAUAGACGUUUAGCGUUUUCCGUGGAAAAUAUUUUGGACCCUAACAAGUUCACCGGAAGGCAGACUGUAUAUAGUGAUGGAUUUUGUUGUUGGAAGCCUUUGGACGCGUCUAGGGGGUCUACUGAUUACGAAGGAAGUGAUGCAGGGAAAGAUCAUCAAUCGGACGACGAAGAAGAUCUCCAAAGUGACAUCAGCGACGACGCUAAAGAUCCAUCGAAAAAGAAGAAAAGCGAUUCCAAAUCUCAAAAUUCCGGCAAACCUCGAAGGGCCCGAACAGCCUUCACGUACGAACAGUUGGUAGCGCUGGAAAACAAGUUCAAAACCACCAGGUACCUCAGCGUGUGCGAAAGGCUCAACCUAGCGAUAAGUUUGAGCCUGACUGAGACCCAAGUGAAGAUUUGGUUCCAAAAUCGGAGGACUAAGUGGAAAAAGCAGAAUCCCGGGAUGGAUGUGAAUUCUCCUACGGUGCCUCCACCUAAUGUUGGUUCGAGUGGAUCGUUUCCAGGAUUCCAUCAUACGCAUAAUGGGUUACUGUAUGGACAUCACGUACCGUACGGUGGGGUUUAUCCAUUGCAGACUUCUAGCUCGGGUUAUACACCGUACUUUCACUUGGCCAAUCAUGGACAUAGUUUAGGAUCUUGAAUAUAAUGUAUAGAGAGUCGUUUGGUUCGUGGUAAUUAAUUUGUUAAUGCAAAAUACGCUUAAAUAAUUUUUUGUUGAUUACUGAUUCAUUGGAUAGUAUUUGUUUAUUUUUUUAAUGUAAAAUAUGUUAAUUAUUAUUGGUGGUUAUUUAUUAAUUUAGAAGAAGUUCCAUUAUUCAUUCAAAAAUAAUAUCAAUUUAAUUGGUUAAAAAGAUUAAAGUGGAAACUUUUUGUUAACUAUUGGUAGAUACUGAACAAAUAUCAAUUUUUGUUUAUUUUUUUAUUGUAAAAAAACGUUUUUGUUAAUUUAGUGAAAGAAAUUCUUCUUUCGAUAUAAUAUGGCAACUUUGAUAGACAUUCCUCAAAUUUUAACACUGUCUUUUAUUUUGCAAUCAUUAUAAUCAUAUUAACCUGCCAAAUUAAAAUUUUGCCGUACGCGUACGGCAGAAUCUGUCGCGUUCAACUCAUGUCAGUUUUAGUAAAAGUUCAACUUGCUCUGUUGAUACAAACAGGUGAAAAUGAGUUCUUAUGAAUUAAAUAACGCGCUAGUGACGAAAAAAUUUUAACGGUAGAAGAAGACGAAGAAGAACUGUUAGUUUGUAAGUAAAAUAAAAAAAUAUUUUUUACUAUAUUCUCUUUGCAACUUAUGCGAAUUGUUUACAUUAUACAAAUACUCUCCUAAGUAACCAACUCGACCAAAUAGGUACUAUAGAAUGUAUAAAUGACAAAAUUGGGAAAAUGAAGAGAAAAACAACUAAAUUGUGUGUAAAUCAUUCAAAAUAAGUAAUUCCGUAAAAAAAAAUACAUAAAAAGUUUUACGGAAUAGUAAUCUUGAAAGAUUUGACAAUCGUGAUACUAAUACAUGAACUUCAAAUCCAACUUUUAGGAAUUAAAACAUCUAAUUGGGAAAGGGCAUCGUUUGCUAAUUGGUCACAUUGAUUCAAAUUCUGGUUAUAUUGAGGUUGGUUUGUUGAUAUUCACUUCAAAGAGACAGUGUAAUUAUUAUGAAUACAUGAAUGCCAACUUAGAUUGCUUGGGCCUGAAACUUUGAGAGGAAGGCUAAAUAAAGAAUCUAAACAUUGGCAUAAGAAAAUAUUAUUAACUUUGCUUCAUUUAAAUUUUUUAAAGAACUAUAUAUAAAAUAUUUGUCUGCAACAUCAUCAUUUGAAAAUAUUGAGGACAAUCUGUUUAAUAGUUUACAACCGAAAUUGAUUAAUUUUAUUAAAACAUCUUAUUGGGACUUCGUUUUUGGCUACUAGAGCCUGCUAAAUGCGUACUAUAUAUUUAUAUUAAAUACCACAACCAAAAUGAUGAAUAUUAUGUAUUUAUUUGUGCCAUAAAAAAGACUGUAAAUAUUUAAUUAUAAGUAGGAACUGCAUGUCAAAAUACAAUUCAAUUAGAUAAAACUUUUAAAACUUCAACAAAAAGCAAAUAAAAUAUUUUUCUUAAAAUCACUUCUCAAGACACAUUUAUAUAUGGUGUUAAAAAUAACAUGAGUAAAAUUUUUGAAGCAAAAUGGAACCAAAAGCCUUAUUGUAUGUAAUUAAUUAAAUAUUUUGAAUGACUGUCCAUUAAAGAAAUAAUAUACAAAAUUAAUUUAGUAAGAAAGUAUAUGCUUAGAAGUAAUGCG